This is a messenger RNA of Aspergillus pseudonomiae, 1683 nucleotides long. Its product is annotated as Zinc/iron permease. Gene Ontology annotation, cellular component: plasma membrane. Gene Ontology annotation, molecular function: high-affinity zinc transmembrane transporter activity. The transcript has a single exon. Bases 180 to 1253 code for a protein of 357 amino acids. The record is from RefSeq and is a predicted model, not a curated record. Gene Ontology annotation, biological process: zinc ion import across plasma membrane. Lineage: Eukaryota; Fungi; Ascomycota; Eurotiomycetes; Eurotiales; Aspergillaceae.
UAUCCUUUUCAUUGCAGCUAGCGGUGGUGAACAGCGAUUUCAAGCCAUCCCACACUACUCACAAGGUACUCGAUCCCAAUGCUAUAUCACAGAAUCCCGUUGCCUACUAUGCUCCGAUCCGGCUGCAGCAGAUCUAUCAUCAAACCUUCCAUACCAUCUUCAUCCCACGGCAGUGCGCCAUGUCUGCCUUUAACGCCUCCCAGGUUGACCUGAACACGGCGAGCAAAGAAGAUGUACUGUGCUUCCUUGCCCUGUCAGAGAAUGAGUAUAAUGGGCACCUCGGUGCACGCAUUUCUUCAAUCUUUGUGAUCCUAUUCGUCUCCUCCGCGUUUACCUUCUUUCCCGUCGUAGCCAAAAGCUUGCCGUCCUGGAAAAUCCCCUACGGUGUCUACCUGUCCGCCCGUUAUUUCGGUACCGGUGUUAUUGUCGCAACAGCUUUCAUCCAUCUUCUAGACCCAGCAUAUAAGCGAAUCGGACCAAAGACUUGCGUCGGAGAAUCAGGCUACUGGGGCAAAUAUUCAUGGUGUGCGGCAAUCGUGCUAGGCUCAGUCAUGAUUAUCUUCCUCAUGGACCUGGCAGCCGAAGUCUAUGUCGAGCGCAAGUACGGCGUGCACAGGGACGAAGACGCCACAGGGGCAUUCAUUCAAGGGGGACACCAAGGUGCUGAGGCAGUCCACAGCUCGUACGAUCAGGAGAAGUCUAUCCCACUGGGGGAGACAGCGCCCACCUGGAAUUCAGACAGUGAAUCAGCAAUGGCAGAGCGGUCUUUCAAACAACAGAUCGCAGCAUUCCUCAUCCUUGAAUUUGGUAUCAUAUUCCACUCCGUCAUUAUCGGAUUGAACCUCGGCGUCACAGGCUCUGAAUUCGCAACUCUUUACCCAGUUCUGGUGUUUCACCAAUCCUUCGAGGGUCUUGGUAUCGGGGCAAGAAUGUCGGCUAUCCCCUUCGGCAAGCAUACCUGGCUGCCCUGGAUCCUAUGUGCGAUGUAUGGGCUCACUACGCCAAUCUCCAUCGCCAUCGGUCUCGGGGUUCGUACUACAUAUAACCCUGGCUCUAAGGUAGCACUGAUUGUGCAGGGCGUAUUGAAUGCUAUUUCUGCUGGCGUUCUCAUCUACAGUGGACUGGUGGAAUUGUUGGCUCGUGACUUUUUGUUUGAUCCAGAUCGUACUAAGCGUCGGAGCCAGCUAUUGUUCAUGGUCUUUUGUACUCUGCUGGGCGCUGGCAUUAUGGCUCUCAUCGGGAAGUGGGCGUAAACCUGCGUGGACCGGCUUUCCGGGAUUGCUCUUCUUUUCUUAUGUUCUUGAUCGCUUGCCUUACUCACGUAUGCUAUAAUAUCAUGGACUGUCAAGCUUGGCUGCAUAUAAUGGUAGAACACCGAAUGCUACUGGCGAGAAUCAUGGUAUUUCCAUUAGAGGUCUUACAACACCGCUACAGUUGACCUCCAUAAAUGCAUGUUAGCUAAAGGUGCACUUGAUAUACAUUUUUUCCUUUCGACAUCUGUAUAUACAGGAUAACGGCAAGCAUCCUGACGUUGGCUUCCUGUCUCUGGUUUGACUAGGACUUAUUCUCAGUUUUUUUUGGUGCUUUCGUAUUACUCAGUUGAACGGGUUGAGGUGGAUCACACAAGGCCUCAUUGACUCUUGAGGGUGGUAUUUGGCUUACCCACUAAAAGGGAGAAAUGUG